CACACAACGAACAAGCCCAAGAUAAUGAGUACCUUAACCUCGAUCUCAAGCAAGACCUUUCUGAAAGCGAGUCAGAAAGGUAAUAUAACAAAGUUAAAAGAGCUCGCCUCUACAAACGACAUUAAAGACUGGACGGUAUAUCGUCACGAAGCAUCAGGAGAUACGGCUCUGCACUUGGCGGCACGCGAAGGUCGUUUAGAGGUGGUGAAAUAUCUGUGCGAAACAUGGAAGGAGCCACCCUUCAGAACGGAAGUGGCGAACAAAGAUAUGAAAAGACCGGUGCACGACGCAGCUCAAUCCGCGAAACUCGACGUCCUCGAGUAUCUUCUUGGUCAAGGUGCCGCCGUGGAUCCCUUGAAACGUGCAGACUGGACCCCCCUGAUGUUAGCCUGCACCAAAGACGGAGAGGAAGCAGCGAGUUGCGUGAAAGCUCUGCUUCGACACGGCGCGGCUUCCGAAUUGCAGAACAAAGACGGCUGGACGCCGCUGAUGGUGGCUUGUAGGACUGGAAACGUCGACGUGGUUAAAUGCCUGAUGACACGCUCGUCUCGCAGUGUAUACAUGAGGAGUAAAAACGGUCGAAGCCCUUUGCACGUGGCUGCGUUUCACGGCUAUCGGAGUGUGAUUGAUUUGAUUUUAUCCGAAGAUUCGGAUUUGAUAAAUUGGCAGGAUUCGUCCGGAUCAACCCCGCUUUUGGAGUCCGUAAAGAGCGGUGAUUUACCAACGUUUCAACGUUUGAUAGAUUCGAAAGCUAACUUGAACGCGGUAGACAAUGUGGGGCAAAAUGUUUUACACAUUGCCGCACAGUGCGGUAACACAGAGAUCAUUGAAUACAUAUUAAAUCGUAAAUUGAUCGACGUCGAAUCUCCAACUCUCCAUGGCAUAACACCUUUGAUGUUCGCUGAGAAGAACAAACAGCUCAAAGCGAUCAAAAUCUUAUCAUCUUUUCAAACUCGAUAGAUUUUCAUCCGUGUGUUGCGUGAUAAUCUGAAAAUCCUUUGAUGUAAUUCUUGAUCUAUCUAGUAAAAUAUAUUGUAAUAUAUUAUCGUCAAUAAAUUAUAUUCGAAUAUA
Messenger RNA from Neodiprion fabricii, 1071 nucleotides. RefSeq names its product ankyrin repeat domain-containing protein 16-like. Gene Ontology annotation, molecular function: protein binding. Bases 25 to 960 code for a protein of 311 amino acids. NCBI's taxonomy places the organism in Eukaryota, Metazoa, Arthropoda, Insecta, Hymenoptera, Diprionidae. The transcript is spliced from 3 exons. The record is from RefSeq and is a predicted model, not a curated record.